CAAAUAUAGCGUUGGGUAUUUUAAAUUCUAUCCAGAUCAUAUUCUUAUAUGGGAUACUCGCAAUGUUCCGACUCACAUGGAUUUUGAUUUUCGUUGUUGCUGGUAUUAAUGCUGAGGAAGUUGAAAUCAGUGAUGGCGAUGUUGAUAUCAGCAAGUAUCCGUACGUUGUGUUGAUUAAAAGAAACGGCAAACCCAUAUGUUCCGGUGCGAUACUUGAUGAGCUACACGUUGUCACGUCAGAUCGAUGCGUGCCGCCAUUUGAACAUAUUUGGAAUGUCAUGAACAAUAUAGUCGUGGUUUGCGGUACGAGCAGCCUCAAACCCAGUGGCAAAAGUAUCUUUGUAAAAGAAAUGUUCUCGCAAAAUCAUUACGUUAAUAAUCCUCUUGAUAAUCCCGUCACGAGCGGUCUUGGUGUAAUUAAGCUCAAUCAGCCGAUUCAAUUUGGAGAUACUGUGCAACCGAUUAAGUUAUCUGACACAGAAGUACCGCCCGACGCGAAACUAGAAAUGGUUGGGUGGAUGAUGGCUGAUCAUCAAGGAAAGAAGACGGCGCAUCUCAAGAAAGUCACGUUAAAUACAAUAAAUUCUCAAAAAUGUCAACCAUUUCACAAGAAGAAGCUCGAUGUAUCUGAAUUCUGUACUGUGCCGGAACCCGAAGGCAUAUUUUGUAAGGGUUUCAGCGGUAGUCCUUUAAUUUACGAAGGCAAAUUCGUUGGUGUGGCUACUUACGGUAUUUCAUGUGAAAAUCCUCCACGUCCGGAUGUUCAUAUCAGUCUAGACGAAGAAAAUCGCGAAUAUCUGCAGGAAAUUACAAGAGAAUAAAGGAUUUCAUCAUUUUUA
This is a messenger RNA of Camponotus floridanus (Florida carpenter ant), 839 nucleotides long. RefSeq names its product chymotrypsin-2. The record is from RefSeq and is a predicted model, not a curated record. NCBI's taxonomy places the organism in Eukaryota, Metazoa, Arthropoda, Insecta, Hymenoptera, Formicidae. Gene Ontology annotation, biological process: proteolysis. Gene Ontology annotation, molecular function: serine-type endopeptidase activity. The coding region runs from base 63 to 821 and encodes 252 amino acids. The transcript is spliced from 4 exons.